AUGGCUUUGGCUAUGAACUCGAUUGGCGUCAUGCUUUCCUUCGAUGAUCAACUUAGCUCUGCCAAGCCCAUCUUCGGGACCACCACAGCCCUGCAUACGGUCCUGGGGCGAAGGAGGCUGCCAGCCCCUGGAUCAAGUGAAACCACAGCAGACACAAUCACCGACUCUGAUGGUGUUUAUGGGCUUGCUAGGCGUGUUCUUUUUUUAUGGUAUGAGGCUAUCGGUCCCGAGAUGAGGGGCAAUGAAUCAAAAGUCGCACCAAUAAAGACCCAUGUACAACCACGACCGCCGCCCUUUGCAAGAGACCUGGAGGUCGUUAGCCCUGCGCCCAGCUACAGCCAUGUCAAUGCCCAAGUACCACCUAGGCAUGUCUAUUCCUCAUACCGCGAGAGCGCAUCAAAGUCGCUAUUGGGUGUUCACGAGGCUGCUGCAAACUACUCGGCAAGGGUGGACAAAAGGAGGCCAGUGCCAUUGGGCAUGCGGCCCGUGGUGUUUGAUGCGGUAUUUUUGCUGCCUAGCAUCCUCAUAGGCAGCGCUAUCGUGGGAGGAGUAAUAUAUCGUGGGAGGAGUAAUAUAUCGUGGGAGGAGUAA
This is a messenger RNA of Pyricularia oryzae 70-15, 591 nucleotides long. RefSeq lists its product as uncharacterized. The coding region runs from base 1 to 591 and encodes 196 amino acids. Lineage: Eukaryota; Fungi; Ascomycota; Sordariomycetes; Magnaporthales; Pyriculariaceae. The transcript has 3 exons. The record is from RefSeq and is a predicted model, not a curated record.